AUGGACGAAACUAUUCUUGUAAGGAGAAAGCUUACAAGCCCAAUCCACUUUCUGGAAACUCAAAAAAUUCCAAAUUCAAUUCAAUGCGAAUCUCCAGUUUUAAAAAAGAAGUUUGAAAUCACAAAUAAUUCAAAUAAAAUAAAGCAUUAUUCGCCCCGAGGACGGAAAGAAAUUCAGAUCAUUGAAGAUUUCUCUUUCAACUUUGAUCAUAAUGAAUUUAGCACGCCAAGGGUUAUUAAAGCAAAUCAUAGCAUUGGGCAUAUGCCAAUAAUCAAAAAUCGACUGAAAACAAAUAAAAAUAAAAACCAAGUGAAAAUUCUGAACAAUAGGAAGAUAUCAGUGAAUCUUCUACUAGACCCAUUUCCUAAUCUUUAA
Messenger RNA from Blepharisma stoltei, 375 nucleotides. The record is from the annotation of a GenBank genome assembly. Lineage: Eukaryota; Ciliophora; Heterotrichea; Heterotrichida; Blepharismidae.